UUCCAUUAAGGAAACCAAAAGAAGACUACAAAAAUGGGCUCUCAAAAACCCUCAUCCUUCAGCUCCCUCUUCUUCCUUAUAUUCUCAAUUUAUUUGUUUAGGGUUUCAAAUUCUGCCUUAGUUCCUGCAAUCUAUGUGUUUGGUGAUUCAUUAGUGGAUGUUGGAAACAACAACCACUUGAAGCUUUCACUAGCCAAAGCCAACUUUCCCCACAAUGGACUUGAUUUUCCCACCAAAAAGCCCACCGGAAGGUUCUCUAAUGGCAAGAAUGCUGCGGAUUAUGUUGCCGAGAAGGUGGGGUUGCCGACUUCACCACCAUAUUUGUCUCUCAUUUCCAAGUUUAGAAAGGUUACCAAUACGACACCGUUUAAAACAGGCGUUAGCUUCGCUUCUGGAGGAGCCGGAAUUUUUAAUGAAACAAAUAAGCUUUUUAAGCAAUCGGUGGCAAUGGACCAACAAAUUGAGUUUUAUUCGUUGGUCUACAAAACUCUGGUAGGAGAGCUGGGAUCCCCUGGAGCAGCAGAACACCUAUCUAAAUCUCUAUUUACGGUUGUGAUUGGAAGUAAUGACAUCUUCGGCUAUCAUGAGUCGUCCGAUCUGCGUAAUAAGUACUCCCCACAGCAAUACGUGGACUCGAUGGCCUCCACUCUCAAGUCGCAGCUUAAGAGAUUGUAUGGGUAUGGAGCAAGAAAAUAUGUGGUGGGUGGAAUUGGGCCAGUGGGGUGCGCACCAUCACAAAGGAAGAGAAGCAAAGGAGGAGAAUGCGAUGAGGAAGUCAAUAAUUGGGCAGCAAUUUACAACAUUGCUCUAAAAUCAAUGCUCCAAACACUAAAAAUGGAGCUCAAAGACAUUUCAUACUCCUACUUUGAUGUAUAUCAAGUCAUGUCCAACUUCCUUCGUUCACCUUCUUCUUUUGGGUUCACAGAGAUUAAAAGUGCUUGCUGUGGGCUUGGGAAUUUGAAAGCAGAUGUUCCUUGUUUACCAAUUGCAACAUUUUGCCCAAAUAGAAACAACCAUCUCUUUUGGGAUCUCUAUCAUCCUACACAACAAGCCCAUUACAUGUUUGCUAAUUAUAUCUUUGAUGGUCCAUUUACAUACCCACUCAAUGUCAACCAACUCAUUGCUCUUUGAAAAUUAAUACCACAUUCAUAUGCAUUAUUCAAGAACCCACUAGCUAGGACAAAAAAAAA
Molecule: messenger RNA, 1190 nt
Organism: Benincasa hispida (wax gourd)
Lineage: Eukaryota; Viridiplantae; Streptophyta; Magnoliopsida; Cucurbitales; Cucurbitaceae
Product: GDSL-like Lipase/Acylhydrolase superfamily protein
Molecular function (GO): hydrolase activity, acting on ester bonds
Source: RefSeq, a predicted model, not a curated record